GCGGCGUGGGGGCAGCUGCGCUACUCGCUUCCCGAGGAGAUGCCGAAGGGCUCGUUCGUGGGCGACGUGGCCAAGGACCUGGGGCUCGACCUGCCGGCGCUCCGCGAUCGAGGCGCCUUCGUUGUUGACAAAGGUAGGACGCAGUACUUUGUUUUGGACUUGCAAAACGGCCACUUAUCUAUCAAGGAGCGGGUGGACAGAGAAGAAAUAUGCGCCGCUGCUGCUACAUGUGUUAUAAAUUUUGAGAUUCUUGUAAAAAAUCCAAUGAAACUUUACAAAGGGGAGGUACAAGUACAGGAUAUUAAUGAUAAUUCUCCCAGUUUCCCAGAGAGGAAAAGCGUCCUAGAAAUCAGCGAGUAUACCCCACCAGGCACGCGUUUCCCUUUGGAGAAAGCUCAAGAUCCCGACAUAGGAGUGAACUCUUUACAGAAUUACGAGUGUAGCGAGACCCGUUAUUUCACCUUGGACGUGAAGAACGGAGAUGACGGUGUGAAAUAUCCGGAAUUAAUAUUGCAGCGAUCUUUGGAUCGAGAAGAGCAGGCUGCUCAUAAUUUGACUCUGACGGCCACAGACAACGGGAGUCCUAUGAAAUCGGGAUCGACAACAAUCCAAAUCAUUGUGUUAGAUGGAAACGACAAUGCUCCGGAAUUUACUCAGUCUGUGUAUAAGGUGACCGUGAGAGAAGACAUGACCGUAGGAAGUCGCGUGUUGCAGGUGACAGCGACUGACAGAGACGAGGGGCCAAACGCCGAGGUGAAGUACUCGUUCUUUAAAAUCCCGGAAGAGUUCGACAAGACUUUUAAGCUGGAUCCUGAAAGUGGAGAAAUCGAGAUAAAAGAAAAGCUGAAUUUCGAGGAGCAGACAUUUUACGAAUUGCACGUGCAAGCCCGGGACGCGGGAGGACUCUCGUCGCACAGCAAGGUUCUUAUCAAGGUAGCUGACGUGAACAACCACGUCCCCGAGAUUGUCAUCACGUCAGUAUUCAGUCCGGUCCCAGAAGAUACACCGCUGGGGACUGUCAUCGCAAUUUUCAAUGUCCAAGACAGGGACUCGGGGGCGAACGGCGAG
Molecule: messenger RNA, 1068 nt
Organism: Balearica regulorum gibbericeps (East African grey crowned-crane)
Lineage: Eukaryota; Metazoa; Chordata; Aves; Gruiformes; Gruidae
Source: RefSeq, a predicted model, not a curated record